Molecule: messenger RNA, 883 nt
Organism: Papaver somniferum (opium poppy)
Lineage: Eukaryota; Viridiplantae; Streptophyta; Magnoliopsida; Ranunculales; Papaveraceae
Product: serum factor response D-like
Exons: 1
Coding region: 32-778 (248 amino acids)
Source: RefSeq, a predicted model, not a curated record
AUCCACAAUUUGUUACAUGAGCAAUUAAGUUAUGAAGCAAAUUAAUUUUUGUAAUUGGAGCUUCAUUUGUUUGGUAGUAGCGGUAGUCGUAACAAUACAAUAUCACGAUGGAUUAGUGUCAGCUGCUGGCGAGGAGCAGUACUCUAAUUCUCAACCAGUUGAUUAUAACAACGACCAGGAAAGGACACCACCACCACCAUCAUCAUUUUUUGAUCAGCAACGAAGACCACCACCACCACCACCUUCAUGUGUCACACAACUGAUUCCUUGUUUGAGCUACCUGUACGGGGUUACGAGCACAACUAAUAGAGGUAGUAGUAGCAGCAGCGGCAGUAGUACUCGUACUAGCAGUCCAAAUUACUUCAACAGCUGGAACAAUAACGGGAACAAUAACGAUGAAUACAAUAAUGACGGAAACGAUAACAGAAACAAUAACGAGGAUGCGCAGCCACCACCAAGGAGUUGUUGUGAUCCCCUGCUAUCAGUUAUUAAAUCUAGCCCAGAGUGCCUCUGCACCAUGAUAUCCAAUGAAGUCACCUCCAAAGCUGGAGAAGUCGGGAUUAACAUUACCCGAGCUCAGGAACUGCCUGCGAAAUGCGGUCAAAUUGUUAACCCCAUUGCUUGUCUGGCUAUUGCUGCUGCUGCAGGCAAUAAUAACAACAGAAUCAUGAGGUCACCAUCAUCAGCAGCAGCAGCAGCAUCGAGCACUGUUGGAAAUAUCAAAUAUAAGCUUAUCAUUUUCAUCGUCUCAUCCUGGGCAGCAUACAUGGAACCAUAGACUACCACUGCUAUCACAUUUUACGGCUUCUAAUUAUCGAUAAUAUUUUCUCAUACAUCCAUCCCUGUAAACUAUAACGCUUAUGUUUUAAUAUAUAAAAUUUCA